Molecule: messenger RNA, 3223 nt
Organism: Ornithodoros turicata
Lineage: Eukaryota; Metazoa; Arthropoda; Arachnida; Ixodida; Argasidae
Gene: Sec3
Product: exocyst complex component 1-like
Exons: 4
Coding region: 221-2761 (846 amino acids)
Biological process (GO): exocytosis; Golgi to plasma membrane transport
Cellular component (GO): exocyst; plasma membrane
Molecular function (GO): phosphatidylinositol-4,5-bisphosphate binding
Source: RefSeq, a predicted model, not a curated record
CAAUAAGCAAUACGCGGCUUACUGGUUUGUAGAACAAGAUAAAUCGAAUAAAAAUUUUAUUUCAUUGAUGGUAGAAGGGGAUAUUCCCCGUGCAGCGUGUACGGGGUGAGGCUUUGGCUGACUCAGUCAGAACGAUUUUUGAACAUGGCGACGUACGAAUGUCAGGAAACGCCUACAGAAGUCCCAUCACCUAUUACUUCCUAAACUUUCUCAAGCUGCCAUGGCCGCCACUCGGCAUUCACUUCAAAGUGAACUCUUCCGCCCAAACGACGAACGCCUCGUCGAUUUCGUGAGUGUUGUGAAAGCUACUAAGAAGAAAAAAAUAAGUUUCCUGUGCGCCGUGGUGAGUACGGACAAGCCGGUUCGGGUGACAAUCUGGCAAGUAAAGAACACUGACAAGGAUGCGUACAAGAAGAAAAAUAGCUGGGGCCUUCGUGACCUCAAGCUCGUCGAUGGCAAGAGCGAAGCCGACACAGCUGAGUUCGACUUACAUUUCGACAAAGUGUACAAGUGGCAAGCCGUGAGCAUCCCCGAACGCAAUGCCUUCCUCAAGUGCCUGUGGAGGCUGUGUACGCACUACGUGCUGCAACAGCGACCUCGCUUCGAAAAUUUUCCCAAGGGCCUCCUGGAGGAAGACGACGCGAAAUUGGCAACGCCAGAGAAAGGCAUCGCUGAUGAAGUCGACGACUACCAAGCCUUGACCCAACGCGAGGAAGUAGACCUCGAAAAUCUGAUGGCCAAAUACGAGUUUGCUAUUAACAACGCCGAAGCAUUCACGGAACAGUUGGCUCGCGAACUUUCGAGCUUAGAUGCGUCGAACGUUCACACUAUCAUGGAGUCGGAACGGCGCGUUCAGGGUCUAAUGGAAAUGACACAGGCGGCAUUAGAUGAACUGUCGCGACUAGAACGUCGGUUAGACGCAUACGAUGACCUUUUACGAACAGUCCGUGACAGUGUGCUGCGCAUGGAAGAGAAAGAUGCAGUGAUACACAUACAGCACAACAAUAACAUGCAGUUAUUACGUGAACUCGAAAGUGUUGUGAACCAGUUGGACCUGAGCCACCAGCACCAGAUGGCGUUACUUAAUGGUGAAUUACGAAGUCACGACGGCAUCCAGGCAUGUACCGCAGCUGCUAAGGCGCUUGAGGAUGCGAUGAAUGCGCAGAUUCACCCUGGUCUUGCAAGGAUGUCAGCUGUGCAGGAACAGUUUAAGCUGUUCGAUAAACUUAAAGACAAGUUUAGUACGACGCUAUCCCACCAGCUAAAUAAAUCGUUUCUUCGUCUCGGUUAUGACACGCUGAAAACCCAGAACGAAAUCACCCUCACAAAGCACACAGGAAGCCAUAAUGAACUCAGGCCGUACACAGAACUCAUGCAGUGGCUUAAACGGGCAGAUCUGUCGCGCUACCAGGUUCUGCAUCAGGUUUACAUAAAUGCCACAAGUAAGCUGUACGAGAAAGAGAUUCGCAACUUCUUUGAGCAGGCACGCGAGAAGCUCUCGGGAAAGACGUCGACCUUGGAGCGUAGGGGUACCUGGACAGGGGGCUCAAUGCAAGAUUUAUCUCUUGCGGAGUCUGCAGAAAAUAGGGAACGUUUCGAUGCGAUCUUGGAACGUAUUCUGAGCAUGCUCGAACCAGUUUGCCUCGCCGAACAGCAGUUCUGCGUUACGUUCUUUGGCCUUUCGUCUAAAAUUCAUCCGUCGGUUAGCACGCAUUCUUCGGCUGCCUUAGACGCGUCUGCCAGCUUGCCAUCACGCGCAUCGUCCGAUGAGACGCUGACAACGGUGCAGAAGAAAGAGAAAUUGCUCAACGAAGAAGUACGCAAAACAAUGGCGUUAUUGUUUCCCUCCUUGGAGAACGAGCUGAGAAAUUUCUUGGAGACAUACGACAAGCUGGAUGGAGCCUAUUCAAUGCACCUCCUCGUACGUCUAAACCAGCAUGUGAUGUCAGCGCAAGAUACAGGGUCUUUUCUCAGCAUGACAUUUGGAUCCAUGGUUAUUCAGGCCAAGCGGAACUUUGACAGAUACAUGAGUGAAAAGGUACACAGUAUAGAAGAAGCUAAAGCACCUAAAAAGUCAAAAUGCGGCAUCUUGGCCUUCAUCACGCAAUUUGAAGAGUUUGCGCAACAAGCCGAAGCUGUCUUCCGAGGCUCUGAUCGUCGAGCAGACCUGGACAAAUGGUACACUCGACUGGUCCGGUCUAUGUUCGACGCCAUUACCAAAGUUUCGGGAGAGCACGCUAGGACACCCCAAGAGGUGGUACGCAUGGAGAAUUUUCAUCACUUGUUUACGCUGCUGUACCAGCUGAAGAUUCCGUGCCUUGAACCGGAGCGCAAAGAAGCCAAACAGCGAUACUCCGAAGCCCUACAGGCUUAUGUGACGCAUUACUUUGGACGACCGUUAGACAAGCUUAAUCAGUUCUUUGAAGGAGUCCAGAACAAGGUUGCACAGGGUGUGAAAGAAGAUGAAGUCGGCUACCAGUUGGCCUUCAGCAAGCAGGAGCUACGAAAGGUUAUAAAGGAGUAUCCAGGAAAAGAGGUGAAGAAAGGUCUAGAGAGCCUGUACCGCAAAGUGGAGAAGCACCUUUGCGAAGAAGAAAACCUCCUGCAGGUCGUCUGGCACUCUAUGCAGGAUGAGUUCAUCCGCCAGUACAAAUACAUAGAGAGCCUUGUGCAACGCUGCUACCCUGGCUCCAUGAUUAUGUUAGAAUUUUCUAUCAAUGACAUUCUUGCUUUCUUCUCUGACAUUGCUCGGUCACACUGAGUGCGACAGAACACAGUACUGUCAUCUUCGGCUGUGUUCUUUGCGCCCCUGGUUAACCAUGCCCACAGGAAGCGUCACAGUUACUUGCUGUAGAUUUCCUGGACUUUUGCCCCAGAGUGCACUGGGAUAUUCUUGUUAUACCUGUUUCGUUUCAAUGUACGCCAUUUUCUGCAGCUCUUCAUCAAAGACAAGGUUGUUAUUAAAAGGUCACGUGUGUUGUCUGGCAGCUCAAGCAAAGAACGUGGAAAAUGUGCAAUUUAUACGAGUAAUUAUGCGUAAGUCGAUAUCAUACUGAGUAAGUAGUGUGCAACAGAUACAAUUUACGAAAAUUUUAUAUUGUUUUGCCACAGCUAUAGGAUCAAAUUUUUUAGUGGCAGGGUACUUUAUGUAUAGCAGCCUGCUCGUGUUCUACAUAAUCUGUACCAGCAACAAUGAGUAAUAAAAUUAUUUCAAUGAAAAGUG